GUGAGGCUAUCUGUACAUAUGAAUUUUAAUGCUUAAAAUAUUAAAUAAAAAACAAUUUAUAUAAAAAACUGAAAAGCUACGUUAAUAAACUGACUUAUAAGCUGACUUUGCUAUUUCACCAGAAGAGUCAGAGACAGGGCCUCACAUUUCAAUUCUCCUUCCUUCGUUAUUUUUCAUUCGUAUCUUUUCAACUUCCCGUUUACUCUUUCUGGUUAUGAUAGCUUCCUAUAACGGUCAACCACGUAUUUCUGAUACCGUCGAUUGAGUUUAUUAAACACGCUUCCUUUCAAUUUUAUAAUUUUACCCCUCUCUGUAAACCACCUCUACUUUGACGAUGCAGAACACCAAGAACCACCGUAACGACCUGGUGGACACUCACUGGCGAAGAUUAACAGAUAAUUCGUCGUCUUUUUACGGUACGGCGACUACCGUGUCCGGAUCACAAUUCUGGCGACCGAAAACCAUGCAGGAUCUUGUACCGUAUAGGAAGCGUGCGGCAAUGACGACGGUGUCUGAGGUUUUGCCGAGACAGCCUCCGAAGUUGUUGCUUAAGGUUAUGAUCAUGGGGAGCCUUGGCGCCGUGCAAGUGUUGAUGACGCCGAAAUCGAGUGUUGGAGAUUUGAUAGCGGCCGCGAUGCGCCAAUAUGUGAAGGAAGGUCGCCGUCCAAUCUUCAUUACUCUCAUCACAACAUCGUUUUUUAUAAUAUUAAUGUUUUGAUAUCUUGAUAGGCAGCAAUUUAUAUAAGCUGUCUUAUCUUAUAACUGAAAAUCUAUAUGAUAUCGUGAUGUCUUGAUACGCAGCA
This is a messenger RNA of Cicer arietinum (chickpea), 803 nucleotides long. The record is from RefSeq and is a predicted model, not a curated record. Lineage: Eukaryota; Viridiplantae; Streptophyta; Magnoliopsida; Fabales; Fabaceae.